AUGGCAGAGAAGUCCCAAAAACUGGUAAGUUAUGAUCAAGCUGAAGAAUGCUUUGAAAUGUUGAAGUGAUAAUCCUGCGUACAUGUUAUCAUGCAAGACGACUCUGUGUUUGUCAGACCCAGUUGAAGGUCGACGUGGCCACUCUAAAGGAGAACAUUGGUAAGCUAAAGUCUCAGAUCGUUGAGUCUCCUGAAGAGAUGAAGAUUCAGAUGGAGAAGAUGAAGGAGAACGUGAAGAACAUCAAGCUGGCCAUCGAGACGGCAGACGAGCGCCUGGUGGGGCUGCAGGGUAAUGUCCAGGGUGUGACUCACAGCGAGGCAGAGAUACAGUUGAUGUUUAAAUUACUGCAGGACCUCCAGAGCUCCAUGAACAAGACCCAACAACACCAGGAAGAGGUUAGUACUGCUGCUGUUAGACCCAACAACACCAGGAAGAGGUUAGUGCUGUUGUUGUUGUUAGACCCAACAGCACCAGGAAGAGGUUAGUGCUGUUGUUGUUGUUAGACCCAACAGCACCAGGAAGAGGUUAGGUGCUGUGUUGUUAGACCCAACAGCACCAGGAAGAGGUUAGUGCUGUUGUUGUUAGACCCAACAGCACCAGGAAGAGGUUAGUGCUGUUGUUGUUGUUAGACCCAACAGCACCAGGAAGAGGUUAGUGCUGUUGUUGUUAGACCCAACAGCACCAGGAAGAGGUUAGUGCUGUUGUGUUAGACCCAACAGCACCAGGAAGAGGUUAGUGCUGUUGUUGUUAGACCCAACAGCACCAGGAAGAGGUUAGUGCUGUUGUUGUUAGACCCAACAGCACCAGGAAGAGGUUAGUGCUGUUGUUGUUAGACCCAACAGCACCAGGAAGAGGUUAGUAUUGUUGUUGUUGUUAGACCCAACAGCACCAGGAAGAGGUUAGUGCUGUUGUUGUUGUUAGACCCAACAGCACCAGGAAGAGGUUAGUGCUGUUGUUGUUGUUAGACCCAACAGCACCAGGAAGAGGUUAGUAGUGCUGUUGUUGUUGUUAGACCCAACAGCACCAGGAAGAGGUUAGUGCUGUUGUUGUUGUUAGACCCAACAGCACCAGGAAGAGGUUAGUGCUGUUGUUGUUGUUAGACCCAACAGCACCAGGAAGAGGUUAGUAGUGCUGUUGUUGUUGUUAGACCCAACAGCACCAGGAAGAGGUUAGUAGUGCUGUUGUUGUUGUUAGACCCAACAGCACCAGGAAGAGGUUAGUAGUGCUGUUGUUGUUGUUAGACCCAACAGCACCAGGAAGAGGUUAGUGCUGUUGUUGUUGUUAGACCCAACAGCACCAGGAAGAGGUUAGUAGUGCUGUUGUUGUUGUUAGACCCAACAGCACCAGGAAGAGGUUAGUAGUGCUGUUGUUGUUGUUAGACCCAACAGCACCAGGAAGAGGUUAGUAGUGCUGUUGUUGUGUUAGACCCAACAGCACCAGGAAGAGGUUAGUAGUGCUGUUGUUGUUGUUAGACCCAACAGCACCAGGAAGAGGUUAGUGCUGUUGUUGUUGUUAGGACCCAACAGCACCAGGAAGAGGUUAGUGCUGUGUUGUUGUAGACCAACAGCACCAGGAAGAGGUUAGUGCUGUUGUUGUUAGACCCAACAGCACCAGGAAGAGGUUAGUAUUGUUGUUGUUGUUAGACCCAAACAGCACCAGGAAGAGGUAGUGCUGUUGUGUUUAGACCCAACAGCACCAGGAAGAGGUUAGUAUUGCUGUUGUUAGACCCAACAGCACCAGGAAGAGGUUAGUGCUGUUGUUGUUGUUAGACCCAACAGCACCAGGAAGAGGUUAGUGCUGUUGUUAGACCCAACAGCACCAGGAAGAGGUUAGUAUUGCUGUUGUUAGACCCAACAGCACCAGGAAGAGGUUAGUGCUGUUGUUGUUGUUGUUAGACCCAACAGCACCAGGAAGAGGUUUGUGCUGCUGUUGUUAGACCCAACAGCACCAGGAAGAGGUUAGUGCUGUUGUGUUGUUGUUGUUAAACCCAACAGCACCAAGAAGAGGCUUUAGGACAGUUGUGUCCUGUCCUGCUGUGUACUGUCCUGCUGUGUACUGUCCUGCUGUGUACUGUCCUGCUGUGUACUGUCCUACUGUGUACUGUCCUACUGUGUCCUGUCCUACUGUGUCCUGUCUGCUGUGUCCUGUCCUGCUGUGUACUGUCCUACUGGUACUGUCUGCUGUGUACUGUCCUGCUGUGUCGUCCUGCUGUGUCUGUCUACUGUGUAAUGUCCUGCUGUGCUGUCCUACUUUGUAUGUCUGCUGUGUCCUGUCCUGCUGUGUCCUGUCCUGUGUGUAUGUCCUGCUGUGUACUGUCUGCUGUGUACUGUCCUGCUGUGUCUGUCUGCUGUGUCUGUCCUGUGUUACGUCCUGUGGUGCUGUGUCUGUCCUGCUGUGUCUGUCCUGGUGUCUGUGUCUGUCCGGCCGCUGGGGUCCUGUCCUGCUGUGUGCUGCUGCUGUGCUGUCUGCUGUGUACUGCGCUGUGUCUGCGUUAUGUCUGCUGUCGUCGCGGUCCCACUGUGUACGUCCCUGUGGUCCGUCUGCUGGUCUGUCUGCUGUGUAGUCUGCUGGUCCUGUCUUCUGUCUAUGUUGGCUGUUUUCCUGUCCUGCUGGUGUCUUCUGCUGUUGCAUGUUGCUGUGUCCUGUCUGCUGGUCCUGUCCUGGUGUGCUGUCUCUUGUCCCGUGGUACUGGAACGGUAGUGUGGUUAGUAUGGUACGGUAGUGUGGUUAGUAUGGUACGGUAGUGUGGUUAGUAUGGUACGGUAGUGUGAUUAGUAUGGUACGGUAGUGUGGUUAGUAUGGUACGGUAGGUUUGGUAGUAUGUAACUGUAGUUGGUGGGUUAGAUGGUACGGUAGUGUAUUAGGUAAUGGGUAACUGUAGUGUGGUUAGUAGGGUACGGUAUGGUGGUUAGUAUGGAACGGUAGUGUGGUUAGUAUGUAACGUAGAUGUGGUUAGUAUGGUACCGGUAGUGUGGUUAGUAUGGUAUCUUAGUAUGGUUAGUAGGUAUCGGUAGUAUGGUUAUGUAUGGUACGGUCGUGUGGUUAGUCUGUCCGGGAGUUGUGAUGAGUAUGGUAGGUAGUGAUGGUUAGUAUGGUACGGUAUGUGGUUAGUCUGUACGGUAGUGUGAUUCGUAUGGUAUCUGUAGUGUGUGUUAGUAUGGUACGGUAAUGUGGUUAUUAUGGUAUAAAUGGUACGGUAUGUGAUAGUAUGGGAACGGUAGUGUGGUUAGUAUUGUACGGUAAGUGUGGUUAUAUGGUACGGUAGUGUGGUUAGUAUGGUACGGUAAUUGCUGGUUCGUAUGGGACUUAGAGUUGUUAGUAUGGUACGGUAACAGUAGUCUGUUCUCUUGUUGUUUCAGAGAGAAGACAUGGACAAGCUUCAGGCCUACUCACGAGGACCUAAAGACGCACAGAAGAAAAUGGACAAGCUGACGUAAGAAUGAGAGGAUGAGAUGUAGCCCUGGAAGCUGAACAGAUCUGUACAGCAUUAGACUUUUGAGUGUAGCCUGGAGCUGAACUAUCGUAUAACAUGAGUUCCUGACCUUUGACUCCUCCUCCUCCUCCUCUCCAAUACCAUCCCUCCAGAGCACAGGCUGAAGCGAGGGCAUUGGACUCUGCUCUCUCUGACCUGCAGACAACACGCAUGCCCAUUACCUAAGUGGUAGGUACUGUACAGUACUCACCAGGUCAUAUCAUAGUACCAAAUUGAACAAAAGACUGAAACAGGGAGGGACUACCUGGACUUGUUCAAGAAGAAACGUUUAUGUUUUGUUUCAGAAUGCAAUCAAUGAGAAUUUGCAGAGUGGAAAACUGAGAUGGCAGAGAAUUCCCAAAACUUGGUAAGUUAUGAUCAAGCUGAAGAAUGCUUUGAAAUUUAAGUGAUAAUCCCUGCGUACACUGUUUAUCAUGCAAUACGACUCUGUGUUUGUCAUACCCAGUUGAAUGGUCGACUUAGCCACUCUAAAGAGACAUUGGUAAGCUAAAAGUUCUCAGAUCGUUGAGUCUCCUGAAGAGAUGAUAUUCAGCAGAUGGAGAAGAUGAGAGGAGAGAACGUUAAGAACUCAAGCUGUGCCAUCCGCAGACGGCAGCGAAUCGCCUGGUGGGGCGGCAGGGUCAUGUUCCAUGGUGUGCUCACAGCGAGGCAGAGAUCCAGCUGA
Messenger RNA from Coregonus sp. 'balchen', 4157 nucleotides. Lineage: Eukaryota; Metazoa; Chordata; Actinopteri; Salmoniformes; Salmonidae. The record is from the annotation of a GenBank genome assembly.